AACAUAUCCUGCCAUCGCUUCCGAAGAGAUCGGAUCGUACGCUCCGCGGCACUCGGCACACUUAACCAGCAGCUGAAGACAGCAGCAGCAGCAGAGACAGUCGGCAAGAUGCGGCAGGACAUGUGGCAGCCACAGGGUGUCAACGGGACGGAGGCCGUAGCCGAUUACUCGGCGCUCUCCUGGUUCAAGCCCGACGAGCGGAUCCGCGACUGGCCGCUCAUGGGCAGCCCCGCGGCCGUCACCAGCGUCCUGGCCCUGUACCUGAUGGGCUGUGUCGUCGUGGGACCCCGGCUCAUGAAAGACUGCAAGGCCUUCUCCAUGCGGCCCAUACUUAUCGUUUACAACAUCGCCAUGGUGGCACUCAGCGUGUUCUUCGCUUACCUGACCGUGAAGCUGGCAUACUUUAAGAGCGGCUACAGCCUGGUGUGCCAGGCGAACGACUCCAAGACGAACCCGUUUUGGGAGGUGAUAUUCUACUACGGCUGGUGGUACGUGAUGCUCAAGGUGGGAGAGCUCCUGGACACUGUGUUCUUUGUGCUACGCAAGAAGAACAAUCAUAUCAGCUUCCUGCACGUGCUGCACCACACACUGGCCCUCAUUACCGUGUGGCUGGACGUGAACCUGGCCAUCAUGGGACAGGUGGCCCUGUUCCCGCUGCUCAACUGCUCUGUGCACGUGGUGAUGUACUCGUACUACGCGCUGGCGGCGCUGCCGCCGUCGAUCAGGCCGAACCUGUGGUGGAAGCGCUACGUGACCAUAUUCCAGAUCGCGCAGUUCUUCGUGCUCAUGGUGCACAGCCUGGUGCCGGUCUUCAAGGACUGUGACUUCCCGCGGCCCUUUGCGGUAUUCAUGGCCCUGGAGGCGGCGCUCUUCUUCUACCUCUUUAGUGACUUCUACGUUAAGAACUAUGGAUCCCAGAAGCAAGGCGACUCUAGUACGAAACUUAAGGGUCAAUAGUGAUGCACCCCCCCCCCCCCCGAGACUGUAUUUAAUCUUCGUUCCUUGCCUGCUCGGACACUCGAAGCCGAAGUGGUGUUGUGCGUGAAAACUACUAGCCAUCCAUGUGUGUGCAAGAGUGUUCACGCCUUUUCUGAUACAUGUGGUCUCCGCUGCCGGUAGACGCAUCGUAAUCGACCGAAGAUUGAACCCUUACCCCUGAGGAAUAUUGCUGAAUGUCUCGUAGUUUUGAGGGAUUACGCACGGUACUGUUUGCUUGGUUUGCGUUGAUAUUACUGGCGAAGGGUGAAAGUUUGUUUGGUUCAUAUGUCGGUUUUACUGUUAACACAUCCCGUAUGUUGGUGCGUAAAUCCAUUAAUUUUUUCUUCAAGAUUCUACGCUUUCAGUAGGAGAUUGUUCAUGUAGCAUGCAAGCGUUUGUGAGAAUGGUGCCUACAAACUAUACGUCGUUUUACAAGCAAACCGUAAGGAUUCAGCUAGUUGAUUUUUUAAAAAACGCAACAACCUGCUGGGGUCGGAUACAUAACAAUUUUAAUUCAUAGUGAUGUUUCAUAGGCUCGCUAUAGCUUCACUAAUAAUAUGUCUAGUAUUCAGACUGGUCGAAAUUUUGUUUCACGAAAAAUCGCAGUGAAAGGCGUUCUCGUGAAUUAAAGUCUAUCUGUAGUUCCGCGAGCAUUUUUUCCCAUUUUAAUACCUAUAUUUUUCCACCCUUAAUUUUUCUUUAGAAUCAAAACAACAGUGGGUACGAAAAACUUACAUUUAGUUUUUGAUUGCUUUGUUUUUUCUCUGGAGAGCUUCAAGUGCUACGACGCACAAUUGUUUUAGAGUCUGCGGGAGCCACAUCACAUAUGCAUCCAGCCUGUGCAGCAACAAGAGGCUUUGACAAGCGUAGUUGCUUAACGCAUUUUGAGUGCCGUUUUAUGAGGGCUAGCUUAGCUGUAAAAAUGUUUUUUUCUACCUUUAUGUUACGCACCAAGAGUUGAAGUCCAAACGCUUGUCGGUCAAAAGUUUUGUUUCCCAUUGCUCUUGUUUCUAUUGUUCAAUCUACAUCUUUAAACUGUCUUGCAUUUUUGAAACAUCCAUCUCAAAAACGGCCUCCGUUUGCUCACUGACGCGUUAAAAAAGUCUUGUUCUGUUCUCAUGCGAAACACGCAAUGACACUGAUGAGCACAUUAAUAAAGAUACGGUAUCUAUAUUGAUAAAUGACUUAGAUCGCGCUUCUCAAAUCUGAACUUCAAAUAUCGCUUGAACUAAACAUUUCAAGAUAACAUAUUUCUAAUCAGGGUUGCACCACUGACAGGUUCAUCCUAAUUUCUACUUGCAUGAUAACGUAAAAUAUUAAAUUUUACACCAAUGUGCAUGUUUGCCUCUUUCGGGAUGUUAUAAAAGCAUGUGAUGGCUCCUACAUGUCCCUGAAUUUCGUAAUGUAAGUGAACUGCGUGUAAAAAAUUAAGGCAUUGACUCGAUAAGUUUGUUCUUAUCAAGUAGUAUCAAGACACUAGUACAUAUGUAAAUUCUUGCGUUUAAGUGUGGGGCCGAUUCGAUCAUAUUUUUUAUUGAACAAAGUUGGCAUUUAUAACGACGUAGAAGCAGCGUACGGUAGAUGGCUUUAACUCAGGUACAUGUUGGAGAUGUUGAGUGAAACAUCUUGGAGCCUGAAGUCUUCGUUUCUUCAUUUUCUCGACGUAUUUUGCAAGAGCAUUCACGUUGACAGUUUCAAAUUUGGUGGUGCUGAAUAGUGAUGUUACUUUAGCUCCAUGGAUCAACGGUUGUUCGUAUUUUUCGUGCUGUUUGUGAAAAAAGAACAAAGAAGAACUUUACGAAUAAAUGUUUUUUUUUUUUGUUUUCCUGAA
This is a messenger RNA of Rhipicephalus microplus (southern cattle tick), 2809 nucleotides long. RefSeq names its product very long chain fatty acid elongase 4. Lineage: Eukaryota; Metazoa; Arthropoda; Arachnida; Ixodida; Ixodidae. The record is from RefSeq and is a predicted model, not a curated record. Gene Ontology annotation, molecular function: fatty acid elongase activity. Gene Ontology annotation, biological process: fatty acid elongation, polyunsaturated fatty acid; sphingolipid biosynthetic process; fatty acid elongation, monounsaturated fatty acid. Gene Ontology annotation, cellular component: endoplasmic reticulum membrane.